This is a messenger RNA of Centropristis striata (black sea bass), 2688 nucleotides long. Its product is annotated as cell adhesion molecule DSCAM-like. The transcript is spliced from 14 exons. Gene Ontology annotation, molecular function: protein binding. NCBI's taxonomy places the organism in Eukaryota, Metazoa, Chordata, Actinopteri, Perciformes, Serranidae. The coding region runs from base 110 to 1849 and encodes 579 amino acids. The record is from RefSeq and is a predicted model, not a curated record.
AUCAUGUGAUUUGGAAGGAUUUCAAAGCUGAAACCACACUGUGGUUUGGUUCAGUGUCACUCAGCAGGUGGACUAAAUCCUUCGAUUGAUACUGAGACGAAAGAGUAAAAUGUGUUUUUUAGGCAGAAGACGGCUGUCUGCGUGUUUGAGCCUCCUCGUUUGUCUCCUCCUGGGUCGUGUGUCUGCAGAAAGCAUCAUCGCCACAGUGGGAGAAGAUGUUACUUUGAUAUGCAACUAUGACUCUAAGUACUACGGAAAGCUUUCUGUGUGCUGGGGUCGAGGAGCCAUCCCCAACAGCGGCUGUGCCAACGAGGUGAUCAAGUCAGACGGGACGACGACGACCAGCAGGCUGUCGGAGCGCUACCUGUUCAAGGGGGAUCUUGGCAAGGGCGAUGUGUCGCUGACCAUCAGGCAGGUGGAGGAGGGCGACUCCGGGACGUACGGCUGCCGCGUGGAUAUACCGGGCUGGUUCAAUGAUCACAAGACCGAGAUGACUCUGACUGUGGUGGCAGUACGCCCUAAUCCCUUAAAGGUGGAGACAAGAGAGGUGAAGGAAAGAACCGUCACUGUUCGCUGGGCUGCUGCGUUCGAUGGCGGCAGGCCCAUUACAGCCUACAGGAUCGAUCUCAAAAACAAACAAGCAUCCUGGGACACUGCAGUGACGACUGAAGUCUAUAAUCCUGAUCUGACUCAGCUGACUUUGGUGGAUUUGCGUCCUGCGAAGACCUACAACCUUCGCAUGUUUGCCAUCAACAGUGUGGGCAUGAGCGAGACCAGCAAUGUGCUGACAGUCACGACCAAAGAAGCAGCACCAGAGGGCCCUCCCCUGGACAUGCAGCUGGAGGCUCUCACUACUCACAGUAUCAAGGUCACUUGGAAGCCUCCGAAGCUUGAGCUCAGAAACGGGGUUCUUCGGAGUUACAGCAUCAGCUACAGAGAGUACGACCCCGCUGGCAGACAGUUCAAAAGGUGGCAGCACUUGAAUGUGAUGGCCACACGGGAAGUAGAGAGCAUCAUCCUGAGCAACCUGAAGCCUUCUGCCAAUUACGGCGUGAUUAUACAGGCCAAAACACAUGCAGGAAUAGGACCCGCCUCUACUGCACCUCUCUGCUCCACGCUGGAUGAGGUUAAAACUUCAACAGCAUCAACUUCCACUUCAACAGCAUCAACUAUUAAGUCGACUUCCACUGCUUCCACAAUUCGGAUACAAGACACUUCAAGCUCCAUUUCUGCUCACACAACUUCAAAGAUUGAGACUUUUACUGAUGCGACAGUUUGGGCAGAAAGCUCCACAGUUCCCACAUCAGUGCCCCCGGAUCCCCCAGUGGUUGAGUUAAAGGAGGUCAAAGACAGUACAAUCUCCCUUUCAUGGACUCCUGGGUACGAAGGUGACAGCCCCAUCACUGGCUAUUACCUGGAGUCUAAAGCAGUUGAUGCCUCGUGGAGUUACAGAAAGACAGUUGUUGACUUUAGCCCCAACCAGACAGAGGCCACAAUAAUAGAGAUAAAUCCCUCCACGUACAACAUCCGCAUGUUUGCCAAGAGCAGCGCGGGCACCAGUAAAGCCAGCAACGUCCUCACCAUCACCACUGAAGAAGCAGGAGGUCAUCAGAGGGAUGAUCGCCUCACCACCGUAUCUACUGACACUCAUGCUGCUGCGAGCACAGAGGAUAGUCAGAGUGGUAACCUAGCAGCCAUCGUGGUGCCAGUUGUGCUCGUGGUGUUGGCUGUUGCCGUGGUAACAGCAUGGCAACUUCGACGAAUAAAACAGAAAAAAGGCAGCCUGAACAUGUGGCUGAGCAAUGGAGCACUACGUUACAAUGGCUCUGAGCCGCUACAAGAGCUGUAAAACUUUUGAGUCCCUCUACACUUUAGCCUAUGACGAGGCUAAAACAUUUAAAGACUUUUGCAAAUUAAGCGUGCAUAUUAUUCUGUUUGUUUUGUUAUUGAGGAAAGAAACCGUAUCUAGCCUACUGCAACUUCUCCUGCGUGUUGAGCUGAUUUAAACUAGCUAAAUGUGUAACUACUAACUCUAUCUGUAACUACUUUAAAUAAACUCUAAUCACAACACCAGAGCAGGGCUGCUGAGAUCUGCUUUUACUUCCUUUUUUAUUUCUGCAGCACGUUUUCUAUUUGUUCAUUUCUCUUUAACAAUGUAUUUGUUGAUUAGACUACUCUUUUAUAACCAUAAACAGGUCAAUACAUUGCUUGUAAUAUUUUAAUGUGACUUUAUGUGUAAUGAAAUAAUAUUAAAACUGAUGACCACUGACCGAGUGACACAUUUUAUUGUUUAUUUCAAUGACAAAAUAGUACAAAACGCUCGAUAAACUUUCAAUGAACCAGAAAAGAGAACAAAGUAUUAGCAAGAAGUCAAUAUAAAAUGAGCGAUUUGAAUUACUUUUGAGCAGAAUACUGUGAAUAUUGCAUCAGAGAUUAGUUUUCCUGCUAAUUUUUAGAAACUGUUAAUAAAAUUACCUGUUUCAUGUAUAUAUUUGGCUACAUUUUAAUAAUCAUAAAGAGUUUAUAGGCUUUUUUUUUUUUUUAAUUUAAAAUUCAGUAUUUUCUUUUCUCUGACUCUUUGCUCUUAUUCUGGUGGCUGUUUGGUUGUUUUAACUCUGUACAUUUCUAAUGAAGAAUGAGGCUGUUUAACAGACGGAAGGCUUUGUGAAUAAAAAUGUUGAUCAGUUA